AUGGAACCAGCUCGCGGAACCGCACAGCCAGAAGCACGAUCGCCAUUGGAGAACCUCGAUCCUCAGGGAAUUUCAGUCUUCUUGAAUCAACUUUCUGCAAUUCAAGCGCAUAUAAACAAAAGCAAUGGAGGACCAAGCCAAGAUCCUGCAAGUCCUUUUUACUUACAUCCCUCCGAAAAUCCAGGUAUAUCCAUAACUCAUGAAAUUCUGAAUGGAAGAAACUAUGGAGAUUGGAGUAGAGCUAUGAAUCUUGCUUUAAAAUCAAAGAACAAACUUAGGUUUAUUGAUGGUAGUUUAGAUAAACCAGAAAAGCACGAUCCCCUAUUUGAGGCAUGGGACCGAUGUAAUACGUAUGUAGUUGGAUGGAUCAAUCGUUCACUAGAACCUGACAUUGCCAAAAGUGUGAGCUGGAACACCAUAGCACUAGAUCUUUGGGAAGACCUAAAACAUAGGUACUACCAAGGUGACCGCUUCCGAAUUGCUGAGCUACAAGAGGAACUGUAUGCAACUAAGCAGGGAGAAAUGAGUGUAACCGUGUACUUCACAAAAUUGAAGACGAUAUGGGAAGAUUUGGAUAGCUUUAGAGCAAUUCCUUCGUGCAAGUGUGGAAGAAAUUGCAGUUGUAGAUUAGGAGUCAUAAGGGACUUUAGAACUGAAGAUCAGGUUACUCGAUUUCUUAGAGGAUUGAAUGAACAAUAUGCUGGGGUUAGGUUGCAAGUCAUGCUUAUGGAUCCACUCCCAAAUAUCAACACUGUUUUCUCUCUUCUCACACAGCAAGAGAGACAAUUUCAAAGCUUCGAUUUUGUCUCAGAACCAAGAUUGAUAGCUCAGACAAGCACUCAACCUGCCACUCUCUUGAACAUUGCAGGGGCCUUUCAAGGCAGAGGGAGAGGGAGGGGCAGAGGAGGCAAAAAUCCAGGCUUUGGAAGAGGACAGGGAGGCAGAGGCAAGAUGCAAUGCUCUCAUUGUGGUAAGACAGGACAUGUUGUUGAUACAUGCUACAAGAAGCAUGGAUUGUCACCACACCUUAAGCAAAGAUAUAACACAGCAUUCACCAACAUGAGUGCAGCUGAAUUUGACUCUGAGGGAAGCAAUGAGAAUCUCAGAAACCCUUACAAUGGACAGGAUAGUGAUGUAACAAGUCUUGAUUUCACACCUAAACAAAAAUCAGCCUUAUUAGCACUUCUCAGCAAGGAAGCACAGAAACCAAGUCAAAAUGCUGAUCCUCACAAAGAGCCUUUGCCAACACCUCAUCCAGGUAAGUUGGAACAUAUUAUGCAUUUCACAUCAAACAUUCUCGCAUUGAAUAUUUCAGAUAAGAAAUUUGCAUCAUGGGUAAUAGACACGGGAGCAACUGACCAUGUCUCUUACUCACUCAAUGACUUUCAUACAUAUCAUGAGAUAGCUCCAAUCCUUGUUAAAUUGCCUAAUGGUGUAACAGCCCAGACCACCCGCUAG
Molecule: messenger RNA, 1458 nt
Organism: Arachis stenosperma
Lineage: Eukaryota; Viridiplantae; Streptophyta; Magnoliopsida; Fabales; Fabaceae
Exons: 1
Coding region: 1-1458 (485 amino acids)
Molecular function (GO): nucleic acid binding; zinc ion binding
Source: RefSeq, a predicted model, not a curated record